ACAUCUCAGUCAGUCUAUUAGCAGUAGUCGUCAGCUUCUGUGGGCUCGCCUUGCUGGUAGUGUCGCUCUUUGUCUUUUGGAAGUUGUGUUGGCCCUGCUGGAGGAGCAAACCUCUCACUUCCAAUGCCAGUAAUGUUCCUCAGAGCAAUUCCAGUGCUCCUACGGAGGUUUUUGAGACCGGUGAGAAAAAGGAAGUUAAAGAAAAUGGGAAACCUACAACAAAGGUACUUGAAGCUGCACUGAAAAUUAGCCACACUUCACCUGAUAUACCAGCAGAGGUCCAGAACGCACUGAAAGAGCAUCUGAUCAGACAUGCACGCAUGCAGAGACAGAUCACUGAGCCCACAUCAUCAUCAAGGCACAAUUCUUUCAGGAGGCACUUGCCAAGGCAGAUGCAAGUGUCAAGUGUUGAUUUUAACAUGGGGACAGAUCCAGUUUUGCAAAGAGGAGAGACCACAACCAGCAUUGGGAGAAUAAAACCAGAACUCUACAAACAGAAGUCUGUGGAUUCUGAUGGGCAACAAGAAGAUGUGAAAACAUGUGGAAAACUUAACUUCACUCUCCGGUAUGAUUAUGAGAAUGAGCUUCUGGCUGUCACAAUUGUCAAAGCCUUAGAUCUGCCUGCUAAAGACUUCACAGGAACAUCCGACCCCUACGUUAAGAUUUAUCUGCUUCCAGAUAGGAAAAAGAAGUUUCAGACACGAGUUCACAGGAAGACAUUAAAUCCUGUCUUUGAUGAAACCUUCCAGUUUCCUGUAGCCUAUGAUCAACUCAGCAACAGGAAAUUGCAUUUCAGUGUUUAUGAUUUUGACAGAUUUUCUAGACAUGACAUGAUUGGGGAAGUUAUUCUUGAUAACUUUUUUGAAGUCUCAGAUCUCUCCAGGGAAGCCAAUGUAUGGAAAGACAUCCACUGUGCCACCACAGAAAGCAUAGAUUUGGGUGAGAUCAUGUUUUCCCUUUGUUAUUUGCCUACUGCUGGGAGAAUGACAUUAACAGUCAUCAAAUGUAGGAAUCUCAAAGCAAUGGAUAUAACUGGUGCAUCAGAUCCAUAUGUCAAAGUGUCACUGAUGUGUGAGGGACGAAGACUGAAAAAAAGGAAAACAACCACAAAGAAGAACACACUCAAUCCCAUUUAUAAUGAGGCCAUCAUCUUUGAUAUCCCUCCAGAGAAUGUGGACCAGGUCAGCCUUUCCAUUGCAGUGAUGGAUUAUGAUCGAGUAGGGCACAAUGAGGUCAUUGGGGUAUGUCGGACAGGAAUUGAUGCUGAAGGGCUUGGAAGAGAUCACUGGAAUGAAAUGUUGGCUUACCCACGUAAACCAAUAACCCACUGGCAUCCACUAGUAGAGCUACCUGGCAGAGCAACCAGUUUUGACAGCCAAGGAUCCUGUUCAUCACCAAAACCACCGCUUACACCCUAG
This is a messenger RNA of Acanthisitta chloris (rifleman), 1418 nucleotides long. RefSeq names its product synaptotagmin X (gene SYT10). Lineage: Eukaryota; Metazoa; Chordata; Aves; Passeriformes; Acanthisittidae. The transcript has 6 exons. Gene Ontology annotation, molecular function: calcium-dependent phospholipid binding; calcium ion binding; clathrin binding. The record is from RefSeq and is a predicted model, not a curated record. Gene Ontology annotation, biological process: cellular response to calcium ion; calcium-ion regulated exocytosis; regulation of dopamine secretion. The annotation marks the transcript as partial. Gene Ontology annotation, cellular component: membrane.